Coniophora puteana RWD-64-598 SS2 is the source of this 1611-nucleotide messenger RNA. RefSeq lists its product as uncharacterized. NCBI's taxonomy places the organism in Eukaryota, Fungi, Basidiomycota, Agaricomycetes, Boletales, Coniophoraceae. The transcript has a single exon. The record is from RefSeq and is a predicted model, not a curated record. Bases 1 to 1611 code for a protein of 536 amino acids.
AUGGCCUCAAGUUUGAUCAAACAUUCAUCGUUAGCCACCUUGCUUCCUACAGAAUUACUUUCAGCUAUCUUCGUAGAAUGUGCCAGCCUCCCCGAUCACGACUUCGACCCCUUGUCCCACUAUGCACCAAUGGACUUUCACACGUGUAGCCGCGAAUGUCUCUCGUGGCUCAUUGUCACCCACCUGUGUCGCCGCUGGAGAUUGAUAGCCCGCUCGACGCCAUCGCUGUGGACCGUAGUUCCUCUUUUCGACCUCAAAUGGACGCGGGAGAUGAUAAGCUGCGCUGGAGCAUUGCCUCUGACCAUCCAGGCUGACAUGUCACUCCUUCUCCAACCUUUUGACGGUCUGCGGGAGGUUCUCAAUCACAUCGGACGCAUACGGGAUUUUCGACUUUCAGAUGGUGGGUUGAGAGAUGAAGCAAUAAAACUUUUUGAAGGUAUUCAUCCGGAUACGGGCGGUCCCCAUGGUCUUGAACGGCUUUGCCUCCGGUCCGACGACAAUACAGGAUCCCAGGAUUCGCGGCUACCCUCGAACAUAUUUCACCCAACAGUCCCGUCGUUGAAGAGGCUGCGUCUAGAUAAUUGGGCUCUGGACUUCCUGGUGGCAUCUCCUGCGCUCCAAAACCUUACUCAUCUCCAGCUCAUCUCCAUCGACUACGUCGACUACGACAUCAUGGAUUUUAUGACUGCUUUGGCAGCAAUGGGCCAUCUCCAAGCGCUGACCCUCAUUCAUUCGUUCUAUCCUCAUGAUGAAGUUCCAUCGUACGAUAUCGCCUUGCCCAGCCUGACCUGCGUCGACAUGGAGAACGACCAUCUAGUGGAUUGUAACGCUCUCUUCGCCAAUUUCCGUUUAUCCCGUCCCCUCGAUCAAUUCCGACUACACUUCAGUCAGUUCGGGUCUUUUGAACAGGAAAUAUCUGUCCUUCGUUCUAUGAUCCAGCAGAGUAAGACGCUGGAGGAGGGCUCAGACGGUAGACUGUCUAGCGUGGACCAUUACCUUACCGGCCUUUCUUUCGGGCAUUUUUCCUUAACGCAAGGAAGCGUCCGGUUUGAGCUCUCGGUGCGGGCACCCAGUGGCCGCCGUUCCCCUGUUCAGUUUACGGGGCGGAGCUGGCAGCCACCGGCGUUCUCUUUGGGCUGCGGCUGCUUUGUUGAACAAGCAGAGUCAUUCCUCUCUAACAUGCUCGGGAUUGUAUCACUUCAAUCGGUCUGCUUUGCCACCUUCUUCGGAUACGACACGCCUCAGCCAUGUUGGGAUGUCUUAUGCAGGGAGCUCCCCUCCGUACGGGUACUUUUAGUCUUAGGGUGCAGUGUCGAGAGCAUGGCGCGGGCGCUCAUGCCUGUACCCGGACAGGACCUCCCCGCUCCCAGCCUCCGACGCAUGCUGCUGUUUGAUGUCAGGGUCGACACAUAUCGUCGCGAGGGCGUGCCCUCUCUUCGGGAACUUGCUGACGCACGGCAAGCUCGAGGGUCUCCGUUGGAGGUUUUGGAGAUGAAUCCACAUGCUGCGAUGGGAGAGAGAGCAAGGGACUGGGCUGCCUUUCAGAGUCAGGGGCUCGACAUCGUGUGGGACGUGGUUAGAGGGUCAUUAGGGCAAGGAUGCAAUAUAUGA